AAUACAGUAGAGUAUAGUAAAGAAACACAGUAGAGUAAAGUGGAAUAAACAUUUAUUGUUUCCACAGACAGAGAGCAGUGUCUCCAGUCCCCAGCUGUCUGUCUGUGAAGAGUGACUGGUCUAUGGAAAAACCUCCAGACUUCAGUAAUGAACCUGAACCCUCAGACACAAAACAGAGAGCAGUGUCUCCAGUCCCCAGCUGUCUGUCUGUGAAGACUGACUGGUCUAUGGAAAAACCUCCAGACUUCAGUAAUGAACCUGGACCCUCAGACACAAAAAAGAAGAGCAAAACUCCUGUUUCUGUGGAGGAGCAGCGGUCCAGCUGUGCUUUGUGUCAGGACGUCCUGAAGGAUCCAGUCUCUACCAGCUGUGGACACUGGUUCUGCAGACAGUGCAUCGCCUCAUACUGGGACCAGUCUGCUUCAUCAGGAGACUCCCCCUGUCCCCAGUGUGGAAACAGAUCCAGAACAAGACUGCAGACAGCCAGUCAGACCAGCUGUGCACACACAGAUAGAGGUCUGCAGGAGGUUUUAGAUGAACAUAGGAUCAGUCUGAUGAGGAGAUGUGAAUGUGUGACUGAAGGAAGUGAAGAAACAGUGAGUAAAACCCUCCUCAACAGGAUCUACACUGAGCUCUACAUCACAGAGGGACUGAGUGAAGAGGUUAAUACUCAACAUGAGGUGAAGCAACUUGAGACAGCUUCCAAGAAAAAGACCCUCCGUGACACUCCAAUCAAGUACCACGACAUCUUUAAAGUCUUACCUGACCAACGGAAACACAUCAGAGUCGCUCUGACGGUCGGUGUUGCUGGCGUUGGAAAAACCUUCUCAGUGCAGAAGUUCACUCUGGACUGGGCAGAGGGUUUGGAAAACCAAGAUGUCAGUCUGGUGAUUCUGCUUUCGUUCAGGGAGCUGAACUUGAUCAAAGCUGAGCAGUACAGUCUUCUCAGGCUGCUCCAUGUUUUCCAUCCAACCUUACAGAAGGUCACAGCAGAGACGCUCGCUGUCUGUAACGUUUUGUUCAUCUUUGACGGCCUGGAUGAAAGCAGACCUUCACUGGAUUUCCACAACAAAGAGGUUGUGUCUGAUGUCACACAGCAGUCAUCAGUCAACGUGCUGUUGACAAACCUCAUCAGGGGGAAUCUGCUUCCUUCGGCUCUCGUCUGGAUAACUUCCCGACCUGCAGCAGCCAAUCAGAUCCCUCCUGCAUGUGUGGACAGGGUAACAGAAGUACGAGGCUUCACUGACGUCCAGAAGGAGGAGUACUUCAGGAGGAGAUUAAGUGAUGAAGAACGGUCCGGCAGAAUCAUCUCUCACAUCAAGACAUCCAGGAGCCUCCACAUCAUGUGUCUGAUCCCCGUCUUCUGCUGGAUCACUGCUACAGUUCUGGACCACAUGUUGACUACAGACCAGAGAGGAGAGCUGCCCCAGACCCUCACUGACAUGUACUCACACUUCCUGCUGGUUCAGACCAAGAGGAAGAAGCAGAAGUAUGAUGAGGGACAUGAGACGAGUCGACAGGAGCUGACGAAGGCGGACGGGAAACUUCUUCUGAAGCUGGGGAGGCUGGCGUUUGAACAUCUGGAGAAAGGAAACAUCAUGUUCUACCAAGAAGACCUGCAGCAGUGUGGUCUUGAUGCUACGGAGGCCUUGGUGUACUCAGGAGUUUGUACAGAGAUCUUCAAAAGAGAGAGUGUGAUCUUCCAGAAAACAGUCUACUGCUUUGUUCAUCUGAGCAUUCAGGAGUUUCUGGCUGCAGUCUACCUGUUCCACUGUUACAGCAACAGGAACACAGAGGUACUGAAGGACUUCCUGGGGAAACACUGGAAGAAUGACUCAUCCCUGGAUGUCUUCCUGUCUGAAGCCAUGAAGAAAUCCCUCAGAAGUAAGAAUGGCCACCUGGACCUGUUUGUCCGCUUUCUCCACGGCCUCUCUCUUAAGUCCAACCAGAGACUCUUAGGAGGCCUGCUGGGUCAGACAGACAACAGUCCAGAAAUUAUCCAGAGAGCCAUCAACAACCUGAAGAAAAUGAAGAGUGACGAUAUCUCUGCUGACAGAAGCAUCAACAUCUUCCACUGUCUGACAGAGAUGAAGGACCUCUCAGUACAUCAGGAGAUCCAAGAGUUCAUGCAGUCAGAGAACAGAUCAGAGAAGUACUUCUCGAAGAAGAAACUCUCUGAGAUCCAGUGCUCAGCUCUGGCUCACAUGCUGCAGAUGUCAGAGAAGGUUCUGGAUGAGUUGGACCUGCAGAUGUACAAGACAUCAGAGGAGGGACGACGGAGACUGAUUCCAGCUGUGAGGAACUGCAGAAAGGCUGUACUUUCUGGAUGUGACAUCUCAGAUACUGAAUGUGAAGUCGUGGCCUCAGCUCUGAAGUCCAACCCCUCCCAUCUGAGAGAGCUGCAGCUGGAUAUGGGAUCACUGGAGGAUUCAGGAGUGAAGCUGCUGUCUGCUGGACUGCAGAGUCCAAACUGUAGACUGGAGACGCUGAGAUUGAUGGUUUCCUGUUGGUCAGAGAUCAGCUGGGAUCCUCUGGUCUCAGCUCUGAAGUCCAACCCCUCCCAUCUGAGAGAGCUGGACUUGGGUUACAACGAGCUACAGGAUUCAUUAGUGAAGCUGCUGUGUGACCUUCUGGAGAGUCCAGACUGCAGACUGGAGACUCUCAGAUUGGAGGGCUGCAGUCUGCCAGAGAUCAGCUGGGAUCCUCUGGUCUUAGCUCUGAAGUCCAACCCCUCCCAUAUGAGAGAGCUGGAGCUGAGUAACAUCACCCUGCAGGAUUCAACAGUGAAGCUGCUGUCUAAAUUUCUGAAGAGUCCAAACUGCAGACUGGAGACUCUCAGAUUGAGGGGCUGCAGUCUGUCAGAGAUCAGCUGGGCUCCUCUGGUCUCAGCUCUGAAGUCCAACCCCUCCCAUCUGAGAGAGCUGGACCUGAGGAACAACAACCUGCAGGAUUCAACAGUGAAGCUGCUGCGUGACCUUCUGGAGAGUCCAGACUGCAGACUGGAGACUCUCGGGUCAGUCAGGGUCCGACUCAGUCUCUGCUGGUUCAGCAGUAUUGUACUAACAGGGGGGUUAAUGUGUUACUCACGUUGGGGAAUCCCCCAGUUCUACCUUCCACUUGUAGCCUAGCUUAGCAGAACUAAUCAGUGAUUUCACUCAUUGCCUGCAGGUUCUCCUGUUCUUUCAUCUGGUGUUUCUUUUCUUUCAUUCUUCCACUAACAAUAAAACACAAGCUGACAAUGCAAAGCCAAGCAACAUGUUACAAGUUGUAACUUUGGAACUUGUGAUUUCACAGAAGAGUGAGACAGGUAGUGUGUUUGGUUUUUGGAUCCAGACUAAAGACGAGUUACUUCCUGUAAUGCAGGCUCAGAGCUGUCUGCAGUCAGUUGUAGUGUUUGCACAGAAGAUAUGAUGCCAUGUAAAGCGUUCCAUCAGACGGCUCGUGUCAGGACUCUGAAGCGGGCUGACUCUAACAACAAACUGUUAUUUAAACCUGAGACGUAACUUUUGGGAUUGUGUUC
Cottoperca gobio is the source of this 3520-nucleotide messenger RNA. RefSeq names its product protein NLRC3-like. The record is from RefSeq and is a predicted model, not a curated record. Gene Ontology annotation, molecular function: protein binding. NCBI's taxonomy places the organism in Eukaryota, Metazoa, Chordata, Actinopteri, Perciformes, Bovichtidae.